Belonocnema kinseyi is the source of this 2877-nucleotide messenger RNA. It is a transcript of the gene Cdc45, whose product is annotated as cell division control protein 45 homolog. Gene Ontology annotation, cellular component: DNA replication preinitiation complex. The record is from RefSeq and is a predicted model, not a curated record. The transcript is spliced from 9 exons. Gene Ontology annotation, biological process: mitotic DNA replication preinitiation complex assembly; DNA replication initiation; double-strand break repair via break-induced replication. NCBI's taxonomy places the organism in Eukaryota, Metazoa, Arthropoda, Insecta, Hymenoptera, Cynipidae. Gene Ontology annotation, molecular function: DNA replication origin binding; chromatin binding; single-stranded DNA binding. Bases 76 to 1788 code for a protein of 570 amino acids.
GCCAACGGGGUGUAAAACAUUUCGGGUGCAAUAAAAGUCACAAAAAUACCUUUAUAUGACGUGAAUUAGUGCACCAUGUUUGUUACAAAUCUUCAGAAUGAGUUUUACAAUGUAGUACAGGGAAACCGUUGCCUUCUUCUAGUAAAUUUUGACGUGGAUGCAAUUUGUGCAUCUAAAAUUUUACAAGCACUAUUCAAAAAUGAUAAUGCUGUUUACACAUUGGUUCCUAUUCAGGGAAUUGAAGAACUGGUGGAAGCCUACAGAGAUAACAUUGAAGAGGUGUCCUAUGUUAUCUUAAUAAAUUGUGGUGGAGGUAUAGAUAUCGUGGAACUAUUGGAGCCAGAUGAACGCAUAACAUUUUUCGUCCUCGACAGUCACAGGCCGUACGACGUUGCUAAUAUUUAUUCAGAGGGACAAAUUAAGAUACUUGGUAAUCCAGAUGCAGAGGAAGGGAUACCCGAAUACAAUGAGAUAUACAAAGAUGACUCGUCAGAAGAAGAGGAGGAAAUUCCUUCUGAAGAUGAGGAAGUAGAAGAUGGAGCCGUCGAAUCGAAUCAAGCGAAACGACGGAGAUUAAAUGAGGAGAUUAUGUUAAAAAGAAGAGAAAGACGGAGAUGGGAGGAGAACCGGGACGCCAUUAUGUUUCACUACAUGCAGUACAGCUUCUAUGGGAGAUCGAGCGCUGUGAUGGUUUUCGAAAUGACAUGGAAAAUGUCCAGGGACAGCUUAGACAUGGCUUGGUGGGCCGUUGUAGGUGCGACAGAACAAGCAAUCCUCAGCAAAGUGGAAAACGGACAGAGUGUUUUAGAGGCGGGAAAUCUACAAGGUCACGUUUCUAGGCUCAGUCACAUAAGAGGCGUCGAUGGCGACAAAUUACACCAGAGUGCGAUUAAAGUCACUUACGACAAAGAUCUUCAACUGGCACUUUAUCGACACUGGACAGUAGAGUCGAGUCUAAGACAUUCUAUGCCCACUGCUGUUUCAUUACGUCUCUGGUCUAUCAGAGGUGAGACGCGCCUCAAAGAACUUUUAGCAGAAAUGGGAUUGCCCUUAGCGCAGUCUAAGCAACAAUUCUCAGCGAUGGAUCUCCAUCUUCGACAAGAAUUUAAACAGAUGAUGGAAAAACUGGCUGGUAAAUACAACAUAGAUACCGUAAUCGGUGCCAGUUUCACGCUUCAAUAUGGAUACAGAUUCAAAUAUUGUUCUUCGGACAUCGUCUAUGCUAUGCUUGCGUUGCUUGAAUCAACGUCGAAAGCAAGAUCGCCGCAACACUGUUUCCUGGACGCCUCUGAUUGUUUGUCGAGAAUGAAGAAAGAUGUCUUGGAAAGAGGAAUAGAGAAGGCGAAAGAGAUGCUCUGUAAUAUUUACAAAACGGCACAAAGUAUUUUGGAAAUGAAGCAAGUGUUAAAUGCUGGCACUUUUCUUUACGUUGUUCUUCCUGGGGGAAAUCUUGACAGUCACCUGUUCUCUCAUCCCCACGCACUCCUGAUGCUCGCUCAAUUUAUUCUGAAGGCCUACGUCGAGUGCUCAAAAAGCAGACGGGCGCAAAUGAUGCCUCUAGUUGCAUCUGCUGUUUACAAUCUUGAAGAAAAUACGUGUCUUGUCGUUGGCAUACCACCAAUCAUCGAAGAUCCACCUAGAAGUUUGUUUGGUCCCGCUUUCGACAAAGCCGCGAAGAACACGAAUUCUCACAUCGAAGGGGACUACUUCGAUUCUACAAUUGUAAGACUGAAAAUUGAGCAUCGACCGAAAUUUUUUGAUGCCUUGGCAGCGCUACUCAUUGGCUAGAAUGAAAUGCUGCUGCUGCAGCAAUAGAGAUGCGUGAAAGCUCCUCUGAUUUGUACAUAUAAUUUCAAGCAGCUAGGUACAAAUAUUUUUCCAUUAACGUAGAUAAACGGACAUGCUCAUGUUAAUUUUAAGAAGCAUUUUAAGUAGUUUUUUUUUUGGGAGAGUAGGGUGGUCGGAAAAAUCAAAAGACUUUCUCCAAUAAAGAUGAAUUUUUUAAAUUGAUUUAAAAAAAGCGUACCUCUGUUCGUAAAAUGAAAGAAAAACAUGGCAGAUUGCAAUUUUGUUCACAUAGUAAGUUCUUUGUUGAGAUUAUUCUAAUUCUUAAAUCAUUCAAAUCCGACUUGGUUAAAAUUGAGAGAGAGAGAGUAAAAUUUUUUCGGACCACUCUAUUAGGAGAGUCUAUUAGAUAUGAAAAACUUUUAGCGUACUCUUCUAUUCUUUUCCUUAUAAGAUGGAACCAAAAGUUCAAUGUUAGUAACUUUAUUGCUAGUGACAUACGACUUAAUUACUUAUAACAGUCUUGUAUAUAAAUAGAUAUCUUAAUUUGUAUUUUAGAACCGGCGACGUAUUGAGUUAACGAUGCUCUUAGUUCCGAGUGUACAUAAAAUUUUUGUAAAAUAGUCCGUUCUCUAAUCAAGGGCGAAUUUCCCUUGUUCACAUAAUGUUGAGAAAGUUGCAAAAUUCGAGCUUUCGAAAGCCUUGUAUGAAAGCCUUAUAUUUUAUCUUAAAGUGAGCGUAAUUUUAAAAUUUUAAUCUGAUACAUAAGUGUGCAAAGUAGAUAAUAAUACAUUUUUGAAUUAAUAAUCGCAAGUCGAGGGUUUCCUUUUUUAAAAAUGACUUUGCUAACAGAAAAUAACUGGCAUUCGAAGAACUUUGAUAUGCUUUUAAUAAUAGAUUUGUUAGUCUCGUAAAUGACAUCGAACCAAUUGUAAAAAUGAAUCGCAAGUUCUGCUGAGCAGAAGAGGAACACGCCAGUUCGACUGAAUAUAAAAGUUAAGCCUACGCGAUUGCUUCGACGAUGAUAUUUUUAUACCCCGUGACAUACAUUACGUGAACGAUAAGAAGUGCAUUGACACAUAAAUAGUUAAA